CGGGUGAAGGGGUGGAAACAGUAGGAUGUAAGAAAGACCUUUGCAGGUCCAAAGCAAAGCACAGGGAGACAAGCAGAUAAACCUGACCAAUCUCGGAAGGAUCUCUUGAUCUCAAAAGCAGCAGCGGCAGCUGCAGCAGCAGCCUUCUCAUGCCUUCUUAACUCUCAACCCCCACCUCCCACUCCCACGCUCUUCAAUUCUUCAUUUGCAGAAGGCGAAAUGGACCGUCAUCCCCAUCACCAUCACGUGCCUUCUCUCUCUUCCCUAUUCUCCACAAAACCCACCACUCCGUAGUCAUUACCAAAUCCACACACACCCCCCUCUCUUCCUUGGUCAGACAUACAGAUAGAAAAGAGAGAAGAGGACGGCGACUUUACUUUCCGAGAGAGAGAGAGAGAGAGAGAGAGAGAGAGCGAGAGAAGUAAGAGCCAGGGGAGGCGCUGGGACCGCCGCCAAUGGCGGGGCCGCCGAUAACCGCUUCGAGCACUCACAUCCACGACCUCCCGGACGCGAUUCUGACCAACAUAUUUGCCACGAUCUCCGACACCCGCAGCCGCAACGCCGCUGCUUUGGUGUGCCGGAAAUGGCUUCUGAUCGAGCGCACCACACGCACGGCCCUCGCGCUCCGGGGGAACGAGCGCGACCUCUUCAUGAUCCCCACAUGCUUCAGAUCCGUAACCCACCUGGACCUCUCCCUCCUCUCCCCUUGGGGCCACUCCCUCCUCUCCUCCUCCUCCGACGAUCCCCACCCCCACCUCCUGGCUCACCUCCUCCGCCAAGCCUUCCCCGGCGUCACCUCUCUCACCCUCUACUCUCGCACCCCCUCUACUCUCCAAGUCCUCGCCCCUUACUGGCCCAAUCUCAAGCGCGUCAAACUCGUCCGAUGGCACCAACGAUCACCGUCACCCCUUGGAUCCGACUUCUCUUCUCUAUUCGAACACUGCCUCUCGCUCUCUUCACUUGAUCUCUCCGAUUUCUACUACUGGACGGAAGAUCUUCCCGCGGCACUGAGUGCACACCCAUUUGUGGCUGCUGGCUUCACCCGGCUCGAUCUGAUGACUCGCUCCUUCGCCGAGGGGUUCAAGACCAACGAGCUUCGGGCCAUCAGUGCGGCUUGUCCCAACUUGGUGGAGCUCCGUGCUGCGUGUUUGUUUGACCCUCGGUACCUUGGUUUUGUGGGCGAUGAAGCUCUCCAGGCCAUCGCUUCUAGUUGCCCCAAACUCUCGAUUCUCCACCUCGCCGAUGCUUCGUCUUUGCUGAACACCAGAGGCAAUCCCAACGAAGAUGGUUCGGCCGCGGGCGAUGCGGAGAUUAGCCGUUCAGCGUUGAUUGGGCUCUUCACGGGCCUUCCCCUUCUUGAAGAAUUGGCACUAGAUGUUUGCAAAAAUGUCAGAGACAGCGGGCUGGCUUUGGAAGUGCUUUGUUCGAAAUGUCCGAGGUUGAGGUCGCUGAAGCUCGGGCAAUUUCAGGGGUUGUGUAUGGCGAUUGGGUCUCAGCUGGAUGGUAUUGCGCUCUGCAGCGGCCUUCGAUCACUGUUCAUCAAGAACUCAGCUGACCUGACCGACAUGGGUUUAAUAGCCAUCUCCCGAGGAAGCCCCAUGCUCACCAAGUUUGAGGUUCAGGGAUGCAAAAACAUUACGGUUAAGGGAUUGAGGACAAUGGCUUGUUUGCUUCGUGGGACUUUGGUGGAUGUGAAAAUUUCCUGCUGCAAGAAUCUCAACGCAAUGUUGUCUCUGCGAGCCGUGGAGCCAAUCCGUGACAGGAUUCAACGGCUUCACAUUGAUUGCAUAUGGGAUGGAUCAGAACAGAGGGGAAAUCUGCAGGAUGCUGUUCAAAAUUUUGAUCUAAUUGAAAUGGCAGAAGAGGCUGGUUCAUCCAGGCAGCCUGCAGAAUACAUGAACUUAUUUGAAGCUGAUGGUUAUGGGGUUAUGAACAAGAAAAAGAAAUUUAAGAAUGCAGCACAACCAGAUAGUUCCUACAUGAAAAGCAAUGGCAAUACAUUCUGGUGUAAAACCUGGGACCAGCUGCAAUAUUUAUCACUUUGGGUUGCCGUCGGUGAGCUUUUGACUCCACUCGCAGCAGUGGGUCUUGAGGAUUGCCCUCAGCUGGAGGAGAUUCGGAUAAAGGUUGAAGGGGAUUGCCGGGAGCAGGCAAGACCUUCAGAGAAUCAGUUCGGAUUGAGCACCCUUAGGCGAUAUCCUCGGCUGAGGAAGAUGCAGUUGGACUGUGGUGAUGUGAUAGGUAAUGCCCUAACGGCACCAUCAGGGCAGAUGGAUCUAAGCCUGUGGGAGCGAUUUUUCCUCAAUGGCAUUGGGUAUCUGAGGCUUAAUGAACUAGAUUAUUGGCUACCACAAGACAGGGACCUCAACCAGAGGGGACUCACACUACCAGCAGCUGGCUUGCUUGCACAAUGUGGUACCCUCAGGAAGCUCUUUAUCCAUGGAACUGCUAAUGAACAUUUUAUGAACUUCCUUCUUAAAAUUCCAAAUCUGAGGGAUGUACAGCUUAGAGAAGAUUACUACCCGGCACCAGAGAAUGAUAUGAGCACAGAGAUGAGAGUAGAUUCAUGCAGUCGUUUUGAAGAUGCAUUGAACGGGCGCCGCAUCCUUGAUUGAAACAAGUGUUACUCCAGAUCAUAAAGGAACUCCAUAUAGUCCCAACUUCUGUAUCCCUUGACAUUUGUCCUCCUGAUGAGCUUGUAUGAGUUUUUGAAAUGAUAUUCCAUUCCUACUCGUGUAACA
Messenger RNA from Malania oleifera, 2741 nucleotides. RefSeq names its product F-box/LRR-repeat MAX2 homolog A. Bases 456 to 2615 code for a protein of 719 amino acids. Gene Ontology annotation, molecular function: protein binding. The transcript has a single exon. NCBI's taxonomy places the organism in Eukaryota, Viridiplantae, Streptophyta, Magnoliopsida, Santalales, Ximeniaceae. Gene Ontology annotation, cellular component: SCF ubiquitin ligase complex. Gene Ontology annotation, biological process: SCF-dependent proteasomal ubiquitin-dependent protein catabolic process. The record is from RefSeq and is a predicted model, not a curated record.